AUGAAGUAGCUGAAUCGCACUUUAAAUGAAUAAAAUCUUGUACAUUCUGCAAUUUCCUAAAUUAGAAAAGAAUAUUAAUAUGUAGAAUCUGAAGAAGUCCCUUAAGAUUUAUUGGAUAAUAAAUAUUAUAAAGAAUAUGAACCACUUAAUAAACUUGAAUUAUUGACAGAUCAACAUAUCAAAUAUUGUACAAAGAAAUUAUUGAAUAUUGGCUAUUCCAUUUUCUAUUUAGAUGUUGGAUAACCAUGGUGUAUAUAUUGGCCACUCAAUGCUUUGAGUAUUUUAUAGGAUGAUGUAUCUAAAUAUGAACAUCAAAUUAUUUAAUAUUUAGAAUAAUGCAAAAUUGGAAGCUUUGGAGGAGGACCUUAUUAAUUUGAACAUUUAGCACCUACAUAUUCAUCUUUACUUUGUAUAAAAAUAAUAAUAUUUUUAGCAUUAUUUAUUCUAGCCACUCCAAAUUCUUUAGGAUUGAUUGACAGAUAGGGAUUGGAAAAGUUUUUUUGGUCAGUUUAAGAUCCAAAUAAUAAAGGAUCUUAUUUAAUGCAUGUUAAUGGUGAAGCAGAUAUGAGGGCUGUAUAUAUUGUUGUGAUAAUGGUGAUCAUACUUAAAUUAGAGUAUAUAAUUUCUGUUAUAGAGUUAGUCCUAAAUUAUUGGAUGGUUGUGCUGAGUAUAUUGCUUCAUGUCAAACAUAUGAAGGAGGUAUAGGAGGAGUUCGAUAUUCUGAAUCUCAUGGAGGAUAUACUUUUUGUGGAUAUGCUGCUUUGGUUUGUAUGGGGAAAGCACAUUAUAUUGAUUAAGAAAAACUAUUGAAUUGGUUAGUAAAUAGAUAAAUAGAAAAUGAGGGAGGUUUUAAUGGUCGAACCAAUAAAGUAGUUGAUGCUUGUUAUUCAUUUUGGUAAGGAGCUAUUUUUAAAUUGUUAAUGUUAUCUGGUUAUGUCAAUGAAUAAUUAAUGGAUGUGUUAGAAUUAAAGAAAUAUAUACAUAUAUGUCAAAAUAUAUCAGGAGGAAUAUUUGAUAAACCAAGUAAAUCCCCAGAUGCUUAUCAUACAUGCUAUGGAUUAAGUGGAUAUUCUUUAGCAGAUAGCAAUUUUUAGAAUCCAAUUUACAAUAUUCCAAAUAAAUGUAUAGAAUUUGUGUAAAAUUUCUUCUAAUGA
Paramecium primaurelia is the source of this 1154-nucleotide messenger RNA. The record is from the annotation of a GenBank genome assembly. Lineage: Eukaryota; Ciliophora; Oligohymenophorea; Peniculida; Parameciidae.